Solenopsis invicta (red fire ant) is the source of this 1393-nucleotide messenger RNA. RefSeq names its product putative nuclease HARBI1. The record is from RefSeq and is a predicted model, not a curated record. The coding region runs from base 203 to 1279 and encodes 358 amino acids. Lineage: Eukaryota; Metazoa; Arthropoda; Insecta; Hymenoptera; Formicidae. The transcript has 8 exons.
AAUAUGAACUUUUUCACGUGAACUUUUUCGCCAUCAGCCGUGAUGGCGAAAAGGUGAAAAUUUAGGGAAUUAAUAAAUUGUAUGUAUUUUGAAAUAAGAAUGAAAGUGUGGUAACAGUGUGGCAACAGUUUGAAGUUUGAAGAGGUAUUAUUGAAGAGGUUAACCUUUUUGAUAUUGCAUUGCGUUAACAGGAAAAGUUAUAAUGGCUGCUGCAUGGUGGGUCUUGCAGAUUGCCAAUGAAGAAGAAAGAAAUUUGUUAAAAAUUCGAAGGAAACAACUGCGUGAUGCAUCAAAUCCUUUUGAAGUUCCGGACUCGCAGUUUCUUUCUUUAUAUCGACUUUCAAAAGAUGCUGUAAUGAUAUUGUGUCAAGGUAUACAACCUUACGUGCAAAGAGCUGUAAGACCAACAGCAAUUCCGUUUGAAUUAAAGGUUUUAGCAACAUUAAGUUUCUUGAGUUCGGGGUCUUACCAAAAAAGAGUUGGACAAGACUUUUUAAGCUGUAUGUGUCAGGCAUCUGUUAGUGGAGUACUACAUGAAAUUAUAAAUGCAAUAAAUAUUAUUAUGCCGCAAUGGAUAAAAUUUCCUGUGCAAGCUAAUGAAAUUGAAGCAAUCCAACAACAAUUCUGGAUUAACACCAAUUUCCCAGGUGUAAUAGGAGCUGUAGAUGGUACACAUAUAGCGAUUACGCCACCUGCUAAAAUAAGAGAGCAUUUAUAUAUAAAUAGAAAAUUAUAUCAUUCAUUAAAUGUUAUGAUAGUUAGUGAUUAUUAUGGCAAAAUAUUAGCUGUAUUGGCAAAUCAUGGAGGUCGGACACAUGAUGCUAGAGUUUGGAGCUCGUCUCGGUUAUCGAGGCACAUGUUAAACGAAUAUGAAAAUGGAAGAAGAAAUGCAUGGUUAUUAGGAGAUUCUGGCUAUCCUUUAUUGCCAUAUUUAAUGACUCCAAAAUUAAAUGAGGCACCAGGAUCUCCAGGUGCGUUAUAUACAGAGGCUCAUGUUAGAGCACGAUGUUGUAUAGAGAGAACAAUAGGUGUAUUAAAAGGGCGUUGGAGAUGUUUGCGAAAAGAAAGAGGCUUACAUUAUCUUCCAGAAUUUGCAGGACUUAUAGUAAAUGCGACUUGCGUACUCCACAAUAUUGCAAAACAUUAUGGCAUUGAGGAUGUUGAAAUAUACAGAGAAGAUAUUGAAGAAGUGAAUAUUGAAGCAGAUGAUAUGAAUGCAAAUAUGCGUAGAAGAGGAAAUGUAGUGCGAGAAACAAUAAUAGAAAGAUAUUUUACAUAAAAAUUGUGUUCUAUAUUUUCUAAUAUACUGAAUAUUUUACAUCAGGAGGCGCGGUCACGACUUGGCGCCAUAACGAUUACAUUGCAUAAAAUAAAAACUAAUAUCACAAUUUUA